Messenger RNA from Ostertagia ostertagi, 924 nucleotides. NCBI's taxonomy places the organism in Eukaryota, Metazoa, Nematoda, Chromadorea, Rhabditida, Trichostrongylidae. The record is from the annotation of a GenBank genome assembly.
AUGGAGUCACCAAUUGUUGCUAGCACGUCAUCGCUCGAGCCGACAAUAUCGGAUAGACUUACUGCGAGCUGUCCUCCCGAACCGUGUGCCAUAUCAGAUGAUGGACGAUUUGCCGCAAUAGUUAAUGAAGCCAAGUGUUACGUGAAUUCAGGACCUCUAGAAGAUGUGCCAUUCAAGAAGGAGAGGCCUGAGAGACCAGGAGAGACACAGUCAACUUCCGAAAGUCGAACUAUUAGCAGAGCGUGCAGUACGCUAUUAGAGGAAACUAUAGAGGAAGAAGCAGAGACCCCAAUCGAAACCGAUCGUUUUGGAUUUUUCGUACGACCGGACGAACUUGAUCCAACAAGAGCAGAAUCCUCAAUUAAUUUGGACAAGCUGCGAAAGCGAGAAAAGAAGUGGAUACACAUGUUGGACAACUGGAGGUACUUUAUGGACGAAAAGUUUCCAACAGUGCGGGAACGCUGCAGAAAAGGAAUUCCACCUUCUAUCAGGGGAAAAGCAUGGAAAUAUCUUUGCGGUGCAACAUAUCAAAUGGAGGUCUCCACAAAUCGAACAGUUUUUGAGAAGAAGCAGAACGUAGAACCUGUACUGUACAUGGUGGAGUGGUUCAUGUGUAUUUUCUGUCGCACUCUUCCAUGGCCAACGGUCCUCCGAGUGUGGGAUAUGUUCUUGUGCGAAGGUGCAAAAGUCUUAUUCAAAGUAGCCAUUGUACUAUUCAAGUAUGGGUUGGGUAGUAAAGAGCAGUGCAAACAAUAUCCUGACUUGCAUUCAAUAGUGACUCGCCUCAGGAACCUUCCACAAAAAAUUACCUCAGAAGAUUUUUUAGUGGCAAAGGUGUGCGAACUUAAUUUGAACGACGCCGAUCUCGAAAAAAUACAUUUCAGAGCCCUUAAGCUACGGCAGAUCAAAAUUGCCCAAAAGUAG